AACGUAGAAAAGAAUCCUCAUCAACUUCAAACUUUAGCAGUUUUUCGGCUAGCUAUCUUUAAUGUUUUCGACUUUAGCCAUUUUUCGGCCAACAAAACUUAGCUAUCUAUCUUUUCGGCUGACAACACUAGCGCUUGACUGGAAAGAAAGUGACGACGGCCAAGCCCUUAAGAAGGAGACGGGGGCAGCUGUUGACGAGCUGACGUGCUGACGAGAUCAGUUGAAAAGAUGUCGUGGUCGCGUCGAGAACUUGUUGCGCUGAUCGUGCUGCUCAUGCUCCAUCUGGUGGCAGCAGCUGGAAGUGAUGGAAAUGCCAGUGGAAGUGGAAGUGUCAGUGGGAGUGUGACCAGCCCCGAGCAACAGCUGGAACUGAAGCUAAGCGCAUUGCGAGUGCAUCGCCAGCUGCUGCAAUCGGAGAUAGCACGACUCUACAUGGAGAACUUUCGACCAGAGACGCCGCUGCUGCUGGAGGAGCUGCAGCAACGCCAGCAGGAGGUGCAGCUGCAGAUCGAGACGCUGGAGGGGAAGGCGCAACACGAACAGGAUGCCCAACAGUUGGCCAUCCAUUUGGCCGCCGACUUUGAGUAUUUGCAGCACAAGUUGGACGAACUCAAGCAGCAGCUGCAGCAACUGGAUGCCACGAUGUCGCAAGGCAAUCACACUGCUGCCAAGCUGCCACCAGGUGAGGCACAACGCGACGACACGCCCACAACGCCCACAGCAGUCAGCUCCUACUUCUGGACACCGUUGCUGGCGAUGCCCGAGUUCCCCAGUGGCAGCAUUGCUCAAUCCGCAGCCGCCUCUAAUGCUACCCCAUCGCUAAUCAAGCGACUGCUCGCCAUGCUGCGACCCAGUGCAUCAUCUUCCACUUCCACUUCCUCAUCGGCAUCGUUAAGUUUUCUGCGUGGACAGUCGAGCAAACCGACGCAGAAAGUGCAACUACUCAGUGCCGAAGAGCUGCUGCCUCAGCUGCAGUUGCAACGACAAUUUCUCGAUGAUGCCAUCACGAGACUCGAGCAGCUGGCAGCGGGAAAGAAGAGCGACAAGAACCCCUGAAAACGCAACAGCCAAGUCAGCCACAAUUUCCCAACAUCUACUUAUUUAUUCUUUUUUUUUUGUACUUAUUAAAUAAAUGUUCUUUCGUUAACAAAAAAACUUGAAAUUAAUGGAUGUAAGCUGUUGAACUCUUAAAUUCGUUAUAGCAACACACAAAGAAAAGAACUCCUGAAAACCCAACAUACAGUUCAGCCACAAUUUUCUAAAGGAAAAGAUAACAGCCAAGUCAGCCACAAUUUCCCAACAUCUACUUAU
Messenger RNA from Drosophila albomicans, 1311 nucleotides. RefSeq lists its product as uncharacterized. The record is from RefSeq and is a predicted model, not a curated record. The transcript has a single exon. The coding region runs from base 229 to 1056 and encodes 275 amino acids. NCBI's taxonomy places the organism in Eukaryota, Metazoa, Arthropoda, Insecta, Diptera, Drosophilidae.